Messenger RNA from Saccostrea cuccullata (small rock oyster), 913 nucleotides. RefSeq names its product GTP cyclohydrolase 1 feedback regulatory protein-like. Gene Ontology annotation, biological process: negative regulation of biosynthetic process. The coding region runs from base 288 to 554 and encodes 88 amino acids. Gene Ontology annotation, molecular function: GTP cyclohydrolase binding. The record is from RefSeq and is a predicted model, not a curated record. Lineage: Eukaryota; Metazoa; Mollusca; Bivalvia; Ostreida; Ostreidae. The transcript has 3 exons. Gene Ontology annotation, cellular component: nucleus; cytoplasm.
UAGCAUGACAUCAACGAAAACACAUUGUAAGUUGUGAUACAAGAUAUUGUGUUUGUGGUGAUAUCAUCAAAAAAGAAGCAUAGAAAAGAUAUGACGAUGCUUUAAAUUAUCUAGACAAAUUGUUUCGAGUGAAAAUUGUGAUACUGAAGAAGUACUUUUGGAGAUGCAGGUGUAAACACUCGUAAAGCAAGUGCGUCAAGGGAGAUUACUCUGGUAUAAACACAGAGGGUGACAACUGAAGAGGAGGCAUUUAUAAAGAUUCUCUUGAUCAGCAGUAGUACAAUAAAAUGCCCUUUGUCUUGAUUAGUACACAAAUAAGACUGGAAACUGGUCCAACGGUUUGUGGAGAUGAAUGGAGUGAUCCAGAGUUAAUGGAAUAUCUUGGAGCCAAAUUAACAAAAGCCCUAGGAAAUAACUUCAAAGAAUACAUUUCUGAAGACCCAGUGAGGAUUAUACUGGACAAGCUAGAGAAGAGAGGAUAUAAAGUGAUAGCCAUGACUGGCCUUGGCCAAACCUGUAUAUGGACACUCCAAAAGGAUUCACAGGAUUCUUAGGAUUGUGUUAUGAAUUAAACAUGUCAAAAUAAAUAUUUUAUUAGUGAACAUACUGUGCAAUUUAUAUUGUGCAGGAUUGAAAUGUUUAUACAAUAUUACAUAUCUAUACACAUUCCACAAAUGCUUGGAUAAUGCAAUGUUUAACGAUAAUAAAAAAAAUCUAUCACAAGUUCAUUGUUAAUUAAGUCUGAUGCAUUUUGAAAUUUUGUCCAAUCUAUAGUAAAAUUUUGUGCAAUCUAUGGUAAAUCUUCUCCAAUCCAUGGUGAAAUUCAGCAAGAGGCUUGUUUCCAAAAAGUUGACUUAUUACUCUCCCUUGCAAGCAUUUUUGAAUUAAAAAAGUUAGAUCCUCCAAGUUUUAU